Molecule: messenger RNA, 1494 nt
Organism: Dictyostelium discoideum AX4
Lineage: Eukaryota; Evosea; Eumycetozoa; Dictyosteliales; Dictyosteliaceae
Gene: tmem184D
Product: transmembrane protein 184D
Exons: 5
Coding region: 1-1494 (497 amino acids)
Biological process (GO): transmembrane transport
Cellular component (GO): membrane
Source: RefSeq, a predicted model, not a curated record
AUGACAUUUGUAUGGAAGGAUUUCUUAAAUGAAAAUGUUACAUUUUAUCAUGCGGCAAUUGUAAUAGGACUAAUUUUAUGUGUUGUAACAGUUAUAAUGACCUCACAUCUUAUUUAUAAACACUUUAAAUAUUAUUGUCAACCGGAUCACCAACGUUAUAUUGUUAGAAUCAUAUUCAUGAUUCCUAUUUAUAGUAUAUUCACAAUUCUUUCAAUCAUUUUUCAUCAAUACGAAAUUUAUUUUGCUUUAGCAAGAGACUGUUAUGAGUCUUAUGUAAUUUAUAGUUUUUUUGCAUUAUUAAUUAGUUAUGGCGGAGGUGAUAGUAAUUUGGUAACACAUUUUAUUGCACACGAACCAGUAUCAUUAAGUCCAUUCAAACAAAUAGAAUAUUUAUAUAAACCUAGCGAUAGAAUAUUUAUUUUACAAUAUGUUAUUAUAAAACCAUUGAUGGCAAUUUUAGUUAUUAUUUUAACUGUUUACAAUAGACAGGGUAAUAGUUUCAUGCAAUUUAAUACCUUAUACCCAUAUAAUAUGACAAUUACUUUUGUGUCUGUUGGUUUAGCUUUAUAUUUUGUAAUGUUGUUUUUAAAGAUAUCUCACGAUGAAGUAUCACCAUUCAAACCAGUUUUAAAGUUUUUAUCAAUCAAAAUUUUAAUUGGACUCAUUUUUUGGCAAUAUAUGGCAUUAAUUGCUUUGGAUUAUUUUGGUAUGAUACCAGAAUCCCACGAAUUUGAUAGUGAUGAACUUCUUGUUUUUAUUUGUAAUUGUUUAAUUUUAAUAGAAAUGUUAUUUUGUGCUAUAUUACAUUUUUAUGCGUACCCAUAUGAAUUAUAUAGGGUGAUGACAUUAAAUUCAGCACCAUUAUUAGAGAAAAAUUUCCAUAAGGUUGGUUCAAUAUUUAAUAAUGUGGCACAUUCAAUUAAACAAACUGAUAUGAUUGAAGAAACAAUUAAAUCUAUAAAGGGUACAAAUAUUUAUAAAAAAGAUAAAAGUAAAGGAAAAGGUAAAGGUAAAAAUGAAAAUUAUGAUGGUUUAGGUGAUGAUGAACAAUAUGAUGAAGACUUUGAUAUAGCUCCAAUUGAAAUGGGUGAAUUUCAAAAACCACAACAAUAUAAUGAUAAAUCUGCAAUUAUCGAUUUUGAUGUUAAUAAUGAUAAACAACACCAAAAUGAUUAUAAUUACGAUAUUAAUGGCGGCGGUGGUGGUGGUGUUGAUGAUGAAUACGAACUUGAUCAAUAUAUAGAUCAAUAUAUUGAUGAUUUUGAAAAAGAUCCUGACAUCAUCAAUAUCAUUAAUUCUAGUGUAAAUAAUAAAAAUAAUAUCACUUCAAUUGGUGUUCAUAGUGGAAAUGAAUAUAAUAAAUACUCAAACGAUGAUAGUUACUUAACUGAUGAUUUCUUCUUUUCAAUGAUGUCAAAUAUUAAAUCAAAUAAUAAUAAUAAUAUCGAACAAUAUAAUGAAAAUGAUGCCGAUAAUCAUGGACCCAUGGUUUAA